AUGGGCAUGUUUCUAGGGCCUCCCCCACCUGAUCUCCUCCGAAUACGUCUCGCGCACGCCUUGGGCUUCCCGAAUUACCCCAACGACGACACCGUCGAACCGUACAUCAACUACCUUCUGAACCAGCACGAUGCUCGUGGUACUCCAGAAUACGAAGAUCUUCUCAUAACCAUAGUACAAUACUUCAAUGGCCCUCAGCCCCUUGGGUCAAUGAAGAGGAGUAUUGAAGGGCUGCUACACUCGCUAUCCAACCACCCGAACACACAAUGGCACGAAGAGGACACGGUAGUGCGCGCUAUUGGCAGCUGCACACUGUUACUGAGCUCGUUCACCGAUCUACCAACUGUAGCCGGUAAGCUCCGAAUGGUGACGGCAAGCUACAAUCUGCGCAUGCACGGAAGCCUGCUGGGUGGCCAGCCAUACUUCGAGAGCUUGGCAGAAUUGGUAGCGGGCAGCGGCUUGCUACCAGCGCCUGUUGCAUUCGCCUCUGUGGUGACCAUGGCAGAUUUAGAGUCCUUGGAGUCGCUCUUUGUUGACGCCACCCACCUCAACGCGUACAGAUUGACUGUGUUCGGAGCAGUGGAAAUCACCUGGACUCACAACAUCUCCCGGCACCUCCUGCUAUCGAACCGCAACGGACGUCGCAUACUUGAGAUCUUCGCGCUACCAUGCGCCUUAGAUGCCGCUCCCCUUAGGAUGGUUGGUGUUGGUAAUGAGCUGGCGCAAGAGGUCAUGGAGUCAUACAGCUUGCUAUUCAACGCCUGGCCCUCAUUGGGUCCUCAUGCUAAGCUUGGUUUAUGGGGAAACUUUGGCAAGAACAAGCUGCCUGUAGACUCAUUCAGUAGCUUGAUCUUGCAAGCGCGACGAAGGCUUCUACCCGACGACGAGUCGACGAUCAAACAUCCAUGGCCGCUGCCCGUCCCCGAUCUCGAUAUCACGCAAGACACCGAUGGCUCGCUCUUCCAGACAGCGUCCCAUCUACCAUCAGAGCUCCACGUAAUGCUUGAUGAUCACGAAAUCGCAGGGCAAGAUCCGCUAUACGCACUCGCACCUAUCCUCCUGUUCGCAGCUGCCUCAGAGAUCCAGCUACUAUCAACACUUCAAAAAUGGUACGACAUAAUCGCAUCGACGAAAUGGGAUCGGAAGUACUCAACCGAGCAUCUGGAACAACUCAUAAUGCACAAACACCUCCUGGAUGACCACGCAAGUCGACACGAAGAGGUUCUCCGAUUCAUCAGCUCGCCAAAGCUGGCUCGAUGGGCAGCCAACCUCACACAAGACCAGAGCGAUGUAGCCCAGGAAGCCAAAGACGCAGUCAAGGCCGACUUUGAAUUCCUUCGAUCGCGAUGCCGCCAGCUCUCGCUGCACUAUCAGGAAGCGAUAUCGAUCCUAGUCAGUGCUACUUCUCUCGCGGAGUCGCAGAAACAGAUCACGCUAGCCACCCAAGUUACGAAGCUCACUAUACUUGCGACCAUAUUUCUUCCGCUUUCGUACUGCACUUCGAUAUUCGGCAUGAACUUUGUCGAGUUGGAGCAGUUGAAUAUAUGGAUCUGGGUAGUCGUCACGGUGUCGGUUGGGAUCGUCACUUUCGUUGUUUAUCAGUGGGAUGAGAGGCAAAGACUGUGUAAUAUUUGGAUUACGAUGAAGGCUAGGUUUCGUUUCAUGCGCUGGCGACGCGAUGACACGUUGACAGUAUAA
Messenger RNA from Alternaria infectoria, 1698 nucleotides. RefSeq lists its product as uncharacterized. Gene Ontology annotation, biological process: transmembrane transport; metal ion transport. The coding region runs from base 1 to 1698 and encodes 565 amino acids. Gene Ontology annotation, molecular function: metal ion transmembrane transporter activity. Lineage: Eukaryota; Fungi; Ascomycota; Dothideomycetes; Pleosporales; Pleosporaceae. The record is from RefSeq and is a predicted model, not a curated record. Gene Ontology annotation, cellular component: membrane. The transcript is spliced from 3 exons.